CUGCAAAUCUUGGAAACGAGAUUGUAUUGUAUUUGCAUGAGGUCUAAAUUGAUGAUCCAACCUCGUUCGUGCCCGCCGGGAACAAAACGUGAUAGUUGAUAGUGAUGAUGCAACAUUACUUUCAGUUUUGCAUUUCAUUCUGCAGAGAAAUAAUGUAAUUAUCUUUAAAAAAACUUCAUGUUUUUCGCAAACUGCCCCUUUAAGGCUAUGUGCACACAAGCGUCGUUUUUGAGCGUAUUCAAAAUAGUUUUUGUCUAUUUUGUUGCUUUGAUGCCCUGCCCACACGAUGCAAGGAAAAAUAUGCUUACUAUGUUAAAUUAGCUUCAACUUUUAUUUUAAAUUGAUGGUGUUUGAAACAGUUUUGGCAUGAAAGGAAUGUAAAAACGCUCGAAAAUGUUACCGUGUGCACCUAUAUAGGCUAAUAUUCAUUUAACGAGUCCUAAAUCCUGAACGGUAUCUAUAAGAAUCUGAUCCAUUGCUGAAACAGGUCUAAUCUGAUCUAUUUCUGGUGAAGCAUGCAACGUGCACGUGAAUUAAACCACACCACAGGGGGGUUGUUUUGCAAUGUUUUCCUUCAGUGCGUACACACAAGGUUGAACACAUGAACCUUUAGACAUGAACGAAGUCAAGUCAGGUCAAGUUUACAAACAAACAUACGAUAGUACAACAGACUGAAUUCUCAAUAAAUCCAUGCUUUGAUAUAAGCAGUAAAUAGAAGAAAUUGUGUGGGUUAUUAAUGACCUGGAAAGAAAAGAUAAUUUGCAUUCUUUCGAGUCGUCUUCGAGGUCGUGAUUUAUAUUGCUGUUGAUAAUUUUAAUACAAUGGCGAGUAAUAAAAUUUCAGCACAAACAAGUCCAAGUGAUAAUGUCCGCAAAAAUGCAAUCCCAAAUUAUGCUCGUUUCGUUAUGGGUGGAUUGUCUGGAAUGGCUGCCACAUGUUUUGUUCAACCAUUAGACUUAGUGAAAACAAGAAUGCAAAUGAGUGGGGCUGAAGGAGCUAUGCGUGAACAUAAAACAAGUUUUCAUGCUGUUGUCAAUAUUGUUAGAAAAGAAGGAUUUUUGGGUGUAUAUAAUGGGUUAUCUGCAGCCUUGAUGAGACAGGCAACCUAUACAACAACAAGAUUGGGUGUAUAUACAAGUCUUUAUGAAAGAUUUAAAGGUCCUGAAGGUCAACAACCUCACUUUCUUAUGAAAUGUGCCCUUGGUGUCACUGCAGGUGCUAUUGGUGCGUUUGUUGGGACACCAGCUGAUUUAUCGCUAAUCAGAAUGACAGCUGAUGGACGACUUCCUCUAGCAGAGCGGCGAAACUACACAAGCGUGUUUAACGCUUUAAAGAGAAUUGCAACAGAAGAAGGUUUCACUGCUUUGUGGACGGGUUGUAUUCCUACAAUGACGCGAGCCAUGGUUGUCAAUGCAGCUCAGUUGGCAACGUACUCACAAUCAAAACAAUUUAUUCUUGGAACAGGAUAUUUUGAGGACAACAUUGCGUGUCAUUUCACAGCAAGUAUGAUCAGUGGUCUUGCCACAACUUAUGCUUCAAUGCCUGUGGAUAUUGCAAAGACACGGAUUCAAAACAUGAAAAUCAUUGAUGGUGUUCCCGAAUAUAAAAAUGGAUUUGAUGUUAUUAGUCGUGUUGCUCGUAAGGAAGGUUUCUUGUCAUUAUGGAAGGGUUUUACCCCAUGUUACAUGAGAAUUGGACCUCAUACCGUAUUAACAUUUAUCUUCCUGGAACAGAUGCAGCUUGUAGCAAAGAAAGCUUAUGGUGUAAAGUAGAAUUUAAUACAAUUUUUGGUUUUUUGAACAAA
Messenger RNA from Dendronephthya gigantea, 1804 nucleotides. Its product is annotated as mitochondrial 2-oxoglutarate/malate carrier protein-like. The transcript has 11 exons. Gene Ontology annotation, molecular function: thiosulfate transmembrane transporter activity; sulfate transmembrane transporter activity; antiporter activity. Gene Ontology annotation, biological process: malate transmembrane transport; oxaloacetate transport; phosphate ion transmembrane transport. The record is from RefSeq and is a predicted model, not a curated record. The coding region runs from base 822 to 1772 and encodes 316 amino acids. Gene Ontology annotation, cellular component: mitochondrial membrane. Lineage: Eukaryota; Metazoa; Cnidaria; Anthozoa; Malacalcyonacea; Nephtheidae.